Austrofundulus limnaeus is the source of this 383-nucleotide messenger RNA. Its product is annotated as cytochrome c oxidase assembly factor 7. NCBI's taxonomy places the organism in Eukaryota, Metazoa, Chordata, Actinopteri, Cyprinodontiformes, Rivulidae. Gene Ontology annotation, cellular component: mitochondrial intermembrane space. The record is from RefSeq and is a predicted model, not a curated record. Gene Ontology annotation, molecular function: protein binding.
ACCGUAGAAAGGUCACAGCACCGGAAGUACAUGAUGAGGAACUACGGAAGCCUGUAGAGGUGGAGCGGAACACCGGGACCUGAGGAAAGACGUCUUUUGGUUUUUAAGAGGUCAGGCACGUGAGUUGUGUGUAAAAAUGGCUGGACUSGUCAACUUUGAAGAUGAGAACGAGGUGAAGCAGUUUUUGGACAACCUGGGAGUGGAGUACAGCUACCAGUGCCACAGAGAGAAGGACCCUGAAGGGUGCCAAAGGCUGGCAGACUAUUUUGAAGGGGUGAAGAGAAAUUUCGACUCUGCAGCACAAAUUCUCAAACACAACUGUGAGACAAAUGGACAUCCAGAAAGCUGCUACAAACUGGGAGCGUACCAUAUCACAGGCAAAG